AUGACUGAAGGAAACAACAGCAGUGUAGGCCUACUGAAUCGGUCCUUGACGGAUCUGGACCGGUUCAGUAGCAUAGAGGACAUCGACGUGACAGCGGACGGGACUCCGAUUUUGAGGGUGUUCAUCUGCGUCGUUUACUCGGUGGUGUGCGCUGUGGGCUUGGUGGGCAACUUACUGGUGCUGUUCUUUAUCAGAGUGAAACAAGAGCGGAAAAAAUCCAGAAUCAACUUCUUUGUACUUAACUUGGCAGUGACGGACUUCCAGUUUGUAUUGACUCUACCGUUCUGGGCAGUGGACACCGCACUUGACUUCAGCUGGCCGUUUGGAGACGCCAUGUGCAAAAUCAUCAGCUCCGUCACGGUUAUGAACAUGUACGCGAGCGUGUUCUUUCUGACUGCAAUGAGCGUCACCCGAUACUGGUCCGUCGCCUCCUCUCUAAAGGACCGAACUAGGCAAAAGUCCUGCUCUGCCAAAUGGAUUAGCGUGGUUCUUUGGGUAUCCGCAACAAUUGCGACUGCACCAACAUCCAUGUUCUCAACCGUGACAAAUGUAGCGGGGGAAAAACUAUGUUUGCUUAAGUUCCCUGAUGGACAAUAUUGGUUAGCAGUUUAUCACCUUCAGAAAAUUAUAUUUGCAUUUGUUUUACCCAUGGCCAUUGUUUCAGUCAGCUACAUCAUGCUUUUGCGAUUCGUCCGCAACCGUAGUAUGAAAACAAACACCAAACGGACAUCACAAGUCACCAAAUCUGUCACCAUCGUCGUGCUCUCCUUCUUUCUUUGCUGGAUGCCAAAUCACGCCAUCACAUUCUGGGGCGUCCUUGUGAAAUUGAAUGCUGUGCAUUGGGAUAAAUCGUACUACCUAGUUCACACUUACGUAUUCCCUGUGACAGUCUGCCUUGCGCACGCCAAUAGCUGUCUAAACCCUGUAAUUUAUUGCCUAAUGAGGGAAGAGUUUAGAAAGAAACUGAAAGAUUUGUUAUAUGGCGGAUAGUCACUUUACGCAGUGGAAGAAUCGGUUGCCGUUGCCAUUACGCACGCGCUCCCUGUUGCAUAAUGUACCCUAUAGGG
Oncorhynchus masou masou (cherry salmon) is the source of this 1067-nucleotide messenger RNA. RefSeq names its product relaxin-3 receptor 1-like. The transcript has a single exon. The record is from RefSeq and is a predicted model, not a curated record. NCBI's taxonomy places the organism in Eukaryota, Metazoa, Chordata, Actinopteri, Salmoniformes, Salmonidae. Gene Ontology annotation, biological process: cell chemotaxis; calcium-mediated signaling; positive regulation of cytosolic calcium ion concentration. Gene Ontology annotation, cellular component: membrane; external side of plasma membrane. Gene Ontology annotation, molecular function: C-C chemokine binding; C-C chemokine receptor activity. Bases 1 to 990 code for a protein of 329 amino acids.